Messenger RNA from Helianthus annuus (common sunflower), 918 nucleotides. Its product is annotated as protein SDA1 homolog. Lineage: Eukaryota; Viridiplantae; Streptophyta; Magnoliopsida; Asterales; Asteraceae. Bases 1 to 918 code for a protein of 305 amino acids. The record is from RefSeq and is a predicted model, not a curated record. The transcript is spliced from 4 exons.
AUGAAAAGAUUAAGUAUUCAGAAGAGCAAUGAGGAGUUGAUUGAAAAACUUGCUGAUGCCUUGCCAUAUGAGAGUUGGGGGACAUACUUGUUGAUGCUUAGAAACAAAAAGGGUUUUAACAGUUUGACACUCAGCAAAUUCAUUGAAAAGAUAGAAGCUUAUGAAAUGGAGCAGCGUAAAGUGAUCAGAAUGAGAGACUUCGAUGGUGAACAAGAUGUCGGGUUAUAUUACAAAGCUGGAGUUAAUGAAAAAUCAUCGAAUUCAUCUCCAAAGAUUGUGACGGGGAUGAGUGCCAAGACUUAUACUGCUUUUGCUGCAAAGAUUGAAGAUGAUAGUGAUGAUGAUACAGAAUAUUGGGCAAGAAAAUACAGAGCUGAUAUGAAGUUGGUUGCUGAGAGUGACAGUGAAGAUGAUAGGGUCAAGAAGGAGAAGAAAAAGAAGAAGAUCAAAACACCGGUUAGUAGUGAUGAUGAAGAAGGGUCGUUGAUGAGUAGUGAUGAUGAAGAAGUGAAGUGUGAAAAUUGUGAGAUUGUGAAAAAGCAGAACAGCACGUUGAUUAACAACUUAAACAGACUGAAGGAGUCUUAUGAUGUGCUGAACAAGACAAUGAACCAGUACGAUCAAACGAGUGAAGAACAAGCAGUUGCGAUGAGGACUCUUCAGGGAGCAUUCAUGACAAAACAAAAAGUUGUAAACAACUAUAUUGAAAAGAUCUAUCCGACUGUUGAAAGCAUGAAGGUCUGGGAAGAAGACGAGUCAACUCAAGAAAAGGCAGCUGAAGUGAGUGUUGGAGAAAAGAAUGCUGACAAGAAGAAGAGUGACAGGAAGAAGGAUACUGAAAAGACUUCAUCUGGUAAGAAGAAAGACAAGAUGAUGAACCAGAAUAAGUUUCAAUCUACCGUUUUUGUAUCAGCGUAA